This is a messenger RNA of Aspergillus welwitschiae, 807 nucleotides long. RefSeq lists its product as uncharacterized. The record is from RefSeq and is a predicted model, not a curated record. The transcript is spliced from 4 exons. Bases 279 to 701 code for a protein of 140 amino acids. Lineage: Eukaryota; Fungi; Ascomycota; Eurotiomycetes; Eurotiales; Aspergillaceae.
AAGUUGCGUACUUCUGCCACAUCACUCAAAACGAGCGACUUCUAGCGCUAGGUGGUGUAAGUUGAGCCACAUAUAUUCUUGAAUUGUGUAUGCUAACAUUUAACGGGGCUCCUCUGGUACGUUCCCUGUUACUUGAGCAUCAAAUGUGAGCAUGGUCUGCAAAAUUACGUGAUCCAUGCUUGCACCACAUACUUAGAUAUUUCUCUUCUGUAUCUACUGCUACUGCUCCUAUUCGAUGCUCGAUCCUUAGUCUAAGAAGCUAUAGUCUAAUCAUCGCCAUGGCUUCUCUAAGCAGGGACCUUGCAGGCCCCAGUUUCCCUGAUAGUGAUCUGCAUCAGAGCGAACUUCGCACCGAGUCUCUGAAGACCCUUCAGCAGUAUACUAUGUCUCCACCUUCAGGGAACCUUAUAGACUAUGAUUGGGACCAGCUCCAAGAAGAAUAUAUCGCUUCUAUGGAAAAGCAUGAAAAUGCUGAAAAAGAAUUACGCAACCGUGUCACCAAGUUGCUUGAGAUCUUCAUGGCGUGGUCGGAGACAACCAUCAUGCGCGAUGAAAUCAGAGCUUUAAAAAGAUUCAAGACACAAAUGAAACAUGUUCAAACAUCUGAAGACGAUCUAGAACUGAAACGUAAGCACUAUGUCGAUGUUGUGAAGGCUUUCCAGAGUGCCCUCGCGUUAUUGAAUGACCGCCUCAAGCCCUGAGAUUUAUCAAAAAGGGGUUCUUCGAGCUCUGCCCUUUAUCUCUUACCGCAUACCAAACUUCAGAUGAUUACACAUUAUUGCAGGUUGUCAUACAAUGUAAUUUAUG